This is a messenger RNA of Ylistrum balloti, 540 nucleotides long. RefSeq lists its product as uncharacterized. Lineage: Eukaryota; Metazoa; Mollusca; Bivalvia; Pectinida; Pectinidae. The transcript is spliced from 3 exons. Bases 1 to 540 code for a protein of 179 amino acids. The record is from RefSeq and is a predicted model, not a curated record.
AUGGGGGAGGAUGUUAUGUACAACCAGUUCUUGUCAGGAGACCAUGGGAUGAUAAGUGGAUGUCCGAAUAUAGUGUUGCUGUUUCUCGCUCUCGCAUUACUGGUGGGCGCUAUCGUACUGGUAGCCUGCCUCAGUAAAAAAAAGAAGAAGGUUGGACCAGAAGAGGUUAAGGCCGAACCUGUGAAGUCAAAAGAAGAGGACCCCAAUACAAAUUCUGAUGUAGUGGAUGAUAUCGCAGAUGAAAUAGAUAAAUUUGCGGAACAAAAGAAAAAGAUGGCGCUUUAUCUAAGCUACCUUAAUACGCGAGACGGAGAGGGGCUUGCAAAUGCUAACGCAAGACGAUUUUUGAUCGCGACGAAGGGGCGUAAUGUGGUCAAUAACCCUAACUUUGAGGAUGAGAUUGAGGAGAUUAUCGACGAGGAUCAGAUGGAAUACUUAGAGCGACGCCGUCGGGCUAUGGUUAACCAACUCAACGCUGUAAUGGGUGUGGACAAAAAGAAAGACAAGCAGCGCAAUCGAAGACCUGACAAUUUUAUGUGA